Molecule: messenger RNA, 252 nt
Organism: Penicillium cataractarum
Lineage: Eukaryota; Fungi; Ascomycota; Eurotiomycetes; Eurotiales; Aspergillaceae
Exons: 2
Coding region: 1-252 (83 amino acids)
Source: RefSeq, a predicted model, not a curated record
AUGAGGGUCAAUCGGGUUCAGGGUCGCCCCAUCGCUGGUGCUAGUCGCGCGAUUCGCAAGCUAUCGCUUCGUUCCGACACCCUCAUCCACCGACACGUCUCCCACUGUCUCCUUAUGCUACCUCAAUGGCAGCGCCAGUCAACAUCCGUCCACCAGUUCCCGCGACUAUUGACUCGGUCGCGGUCCCGUCGAUUCGCUAACCCUUCCGUCCCCGAACUUACCCCAAAGACGCGUAUUGUGAUUAGUUCAUGA